Molecule: messenger RNA, 4039 nt
Organism: Rhopilema esculentum
Lineage: Eukaryota; Metazoa; Cnidaria; Scyphozoa; Rhizostomeae; Rhizostomatidae
Product: urocanate hydratase
Biological process (GO): L-histidine catabolic process
Molecular function (GO): urocanate hydratase activity
Source: RefSeq, a predicted model, not a curated record
GAAAUAUCUCGCAUAAUUGAUGGCUUGUAUCUUGUUUAUGAAGACCCAUGUUGAAAUUGCUUCACCCAGCAGCAGUAUGGUUCAGAGAAAUUGCAAGAAUCAAGUACACAGUUGUGAUGAGAUCCUUUAUUUAGUUUUCACUUUGUAAAAAGAUUCGUAUUGGUUUUUGAGUAUGUAUAUUUUAAAGAAAGAUAUCAAACCUUGUUCAGAAUGAUGGAAUUUAUUAUCUAAAUGUUGCUAUGCGAUGUCGUCUCUCUGCAUUGCCUAAUGUUCCACUAGAAUUCUGUUAUUUAUCUUGCUGAAGACGUCUUCUUCACCGUAGGCCUUGUCCUGAUUAAUCAAGGUCGGCCGCCCGAAUCCUUCUUCGCCAUUCUUUUUUAUCCCUGGCAAGGUCGUCUUUUUUGAUAUUGCCUUUCCACCGUAUCCCCGGCCCUCCUCGCUCACGCUUGCCUCGCCUUCCUGAAGACGCAUUUCCAUGAAAAAUAUGAUCCAAUAACUUCUUGUGGUUAUUUACAAUUUUGAUCCAGUUCUCUAAAAAAACCUUUCCAGUCUUUUUUAUCUUUUUGUUUCUAUUAGAUCUGAAGUGUUGUUUUAGACAAAUCAUAAUUAUACACCCCUAAAGUAUCUCUAUGAGUAAACGUAAAAGCAAAAUUUGUUAAGCUUGAAGACUCUUGCCAUCGCAUUUUAGUUAUAUCGUUGCUUUUAUAUCUGUCGAUCAUAAAGCAAAUCCUUUUAUUCAAGAAAAGCCAGAAAAGCCCCCCUUCCCCUCCCCUGUGGUAACAUUUUGAAAUUCAACUCAAAUUUGCACUAACUGUGAUGGGAUUCCCAAAGAAAACCUUAAUGAACUUAAAGUACAAGUUUUGAGAAAGUUUACAAAAAGGUUUCCAAAAAAAUUUUCUGAAAUUUUAUUCAGUCUUUUUCCUUUGCACAAAUAUAUCACAAAUAAUCACCAUUCGCCAUUCAAGUUGCUUUUGGUGCGAUUAUAAAUUGACAUUCAUUCUACGAGAGAAUUCUAAAAAUUUCAAACUAAAGUAGAACAUAAUUUUCUAAAGAUCAAGCGAAAUAGAGCUAAGCCAGGUCUGUGCUGGGGACUUAGACUUGGCUGUUCUUGUUUAAUCCAACUGCAAUCAGGUCUUUUAGUCUUACCUCCCAUAAUGGAUUCGUUGCUUUUUCUUCAUCUUCGGAAAAGAUAGCUAAGCACUUGAUCAAGAAAUAAAUUCCUUUUGAUUAUUGCUCGGUUCUUUGAUCAAAGCCACUUAGCCACUUUAGAUCUCCUUUAAACUUGAUGCAUUCGAUAGGUUACAAAAUAAGUGUUUUCUGACCCUAAAUAAGCAUAUUUGAAAGGAGAGAACUUUUAUGGCUGGUUAACCCUUCCUUAAGCAAUAAACUUUAGUUGGCUCAUUUGGGAGACUACCGGACUUCGUUUUAAAGCUUCAGAUUGUGGACACACAGUUGCACAUCAACCCCAGUUUGCAAUGAAUUUCAAUCCGCUAAUGGACAGGCGCAAAAGCGUCUCACCAGCCGCUCUGAAAAAUGAACGGAAGAAAAUGGAGUUAUCUGAUCAGUUGAAAGACGUAUAUGGAAAGAGGAGACAGUCAAUGCCCCAGCCCUCACUUCAAAGCGUUCUCUUCGGACAAGCUCUUUACAAGAUAAGUGAUACAGUGAGGGACAUCUGCACAGGUAUUCCAGUCGAUCCACUACCAAAAGCUGCCACAAACAGAAGCAAGGCUGUCGCUCAUGCACCACGCAAAAAGCCUAAAUUAACAGCGGAGAAAGAAAGGGAGCUGGUGCUAGAUGCUUUGCAGUAUUUCCCAAUUGGAACACAUGAUGUCUUGGAGCCUGAAUUUGCUGAUGAGCUCAAAAAAUAUGGACAUAUAUACAUGUACAGAUUUCGACCAACGUUAAAAAUGAGGGCGUACCCUCUUUGUCAUUACCCCGUCGUGACGCACAAAGCUGCUGCUGCAAUGCAAAUGAUUAUGGGCAUGCUUGAUCCAAAAGUUGCAAAGUACCCUCAUGAGCUGGUCACGUACGACGGACGAGGACAAGUUUUCUCAAACUGGGCACAGUUCUGGCUUGCAAUGUACUAUCUCUCCACUAUGACUGAAGAUCAUACUCUAGUUAUUUAUUCUGGCCAUCCAGCUGGACUAUUUCCAAGCUUUCCAACUGCGCCAAGAGUUGUUGUGACAAAUGGCAUAGUGAAGAUACCUAAAACUCUACCAGAGGCAGAGCAAGAGAUUUUUAGCGUGGGUGUCUCAAUGUUUGGACACAUUGGACCUCAGGCUGUUGUUCACGCCACAAUGAUAACCAUGAUAUCUGUUUAUCGAAAAUUUAAAGGUUCUGAUGAUCUGAAUGGCAAGGUUUUCGUAUCAGCUGGACUUGGAGAAAUGGGAUGUGCGCAAGCUUUGGCGUCUAAAAUGAAUGGCUGUAUUGGAGUAAUUGCAGAGGUCGAUGAUUACCUAAUAGAAAAAUGGCAAAAGGAGGAAUGGAUCACUGAAGUGGUUGACGACCUCGAUGAAUUGAUUGCAAGAGUUCGAAAAAGCAAAACAGAGAGUAAAGGCAAGUGUAUUGCAUACCAUGGCAACGUGGUUGAUGUCUGGGAGAGAUUUGCAGAAGAAUUAGAAAGCACAGGAGAGUUGCUUGUUGACAUUGGAACGGAUCAAACAAACCUAAAAAGACCAUUUUCAGGAGGAUAUGUGCCAGCCCAACUCACCCUAGACGAGAUGGACAUGAUGAUGAAGAAGAAUCCAGAGAAAUUCAAGAAGUGUGUUCAAAAAUGUCUUCGAUAUCAUGUGCUAGCAAUAAACAAACUAACUGAUGCAGGAAUGAUUUUCUGGGAGUAUGGUAACAACUUGCAAUAUGAAGCGGAUCAAGCCGGCGCUGAAAUUUACAAAACAGAUGAUGCGCCGGCAAGGGUUUUCAAAUACCCAACUUAUGGAACUGAAAUUAUUGGGGACCUUGUAUCAGUUGGUUUCUCUCCUUUCAGAUGGACAUUUACAAGUGGGAGUCCGAAUGAUCUCUCAGAAAUGGACAAAGAAGUUGUCAAAAUCUUAGAAGACAUUGCACAAGCUAAUAUAACAGAAUUGCCACCUAUAACACCAUUAGCAGUGCAUGAUUAUUAUAAAGAUAGCAUCAAAUGGAUGCAGGAAGUACAAAAAUACAAAUGGAACUAUGGAACUAUGUCCAGGAUGCUUUACACUGAUGUUAGGGGGAGAGUAGCGAUUGCACUUGCUUUUAACAAGGCAAUAAACAAUGACGUCAUUAAGGGUCCAGUUGUUUUAAGCCGUGACUACCACGAUGCUAAGGCUAUUGGAAAUGCUCUCAAAGCAAGCGAGAACAAAGCUGAUGAUGGAAGGCUGCAUUCAGAUUUAGCAAUUCAGAGUUGCCUUGGUGACAGCUUCCGGGGUGCAACUUGGAUUUCCGUUAACAAUGCACAAAAUGUCGGACUGGACCAGAUUUUAGAUGGCGGAUUUGGACUUGUCAUAGACGGCUCUGAGGAGGCAGAGAAGAAGGCAAAAGUUACACUUUCGUGGGAUAUCGCAAACGGAGUAGCACAGCGUGCAUGGUCAGGAAAUAUUCAUGCUAAAGCAACAAUAAACAGAGCUAUGAAAGAUAACCGAAGUCUGAAAAUCACAGUGCCACACCUCAAAUCAGAUGUCAAGAAGAAAACAUGGAAAAAGAACUAAACAGGACAGGGUUGUUGGUGGUAAAAUACGGAACGCCUUUCAAGACUAGAAUCACUAAAAAGUGAAUCGAUUAAAGCAAGGCAGAUGAUGAGUUGAAAAGAUCAGAGGAACCUGAAGAAAUUCCACCCAGCAUAUGCUGGUUUUGUGAGUGUGAAAUGCGUUUUUCAUCAUUCAUAUCUGGAUUUUUCGAAACUUCUAGUGUUGUUCUAUUACCGAUUUAUUCAUUGUUCAUUUCUGGAUGCUCUCACAUUCUGCUACAUAUUUUUCGCAACUGUGAAUUUAGAUAAUUCGGACUUCCUGAUCUUAGAAUAUUCGCAAGAGUUUUAUUUUUGAGAAAAUAUUAAUCUUCUUUGUUC